CUACUUUGCUCCAUCAUGUGUUCAGCACCAUCUCUCUCUUACCAAAAAUCGCACAGAUCGAGCUUCACCAUGCGAGGGCUCGCCUUUCUGUCGGUGCUACUGUGUGCGACCUGCCGCCUCGCCUUCUCCUUCACCGACGGAUUACUAAGCAAUGGGAACUUCGAGUUAGCCCCGAAGCAAUCUGACAUGAAUGGGACGGUAGUGAUCGGGCGCCAUGCCAUACCAUAUUGGGAGAUCUCCGGCUUUGUGGAGUACAUAAAAUCUGGCCAAAAGCAAGGCGACAUGCUGCUGGUGGUGCCGGAGGGAGCCUUCGCGGUCAGGCUCGGGAACGAGGCAUCGAUCAAGCAAAGGAUGAAAGUGAUUAAGGGGCUCUACUAUUCCCUCACGUUCAGUGCAGCUCGCACCUGCGCCCAAGAGGAGCGGCUGAACAUAUCGGUGGCACCAGAUUCCGGCGUGCUGCCGAUGCAAACUCUGUAUAGCAGCAACGGUUGGGACUCGUAUGCCUGGGCGUUCCAAGCCGAGGUUGAUGUUGCCGAAAUUGUGAUUCAUAAUCCGGGAGUGGAGGAGGAUCCUGCCUGCGGCCCACUUAUUGAUUCAAUCGCCAUUAAAGCUCUGUAUCCUCCUAGAGCAACCAACAAGAACUUAUUGAAGAAUGGGGGUUUCGAAGAAGGACCAUACGUGUUCCCAAACACCUCUUGGGGCGUCCUUAUCCCACCGAACAUUGAAGAUGACCACUCUCCACUACCCGGCUGGAUGGUCGAAUCCCUCAAAGCCGUCAAGUACAUAGACUCCGACCACUUCUCCGUACCGGAAUCAAAACGAGCCGUUGAACUCGUUGCCGGAAAAGAAAGUGCUAUUGCCCAAGUAGCCCGAACCAUCCCCGGAAAAACCUACAUCCUCUCUUUCGCCGUGGGGGAUGCCAGCAAUGCCUGCGAGGGCUCCAUGAUCAUUGAGGCGUUCGCCGGCAAGGACACGGUCAAAGUUCCGUACGAGUCCAAGGGCAAAGGUGGAUUCAAGCGUGCCGUGCUCAAGUUUGUGGCGGUUUCUCCACGGACACGUGUGAUGUUCCUCAGCACAUUUUACACCAUGAGAAGCGACGACUUUUCUUCGUUGUGUGGACCGGUUCUUGAUGAUGUGAAGCUAUUGAGCGUUCGUAACCCACGUCGGCGCAUGUGAGGGCUACGUGUUAUAUACAUAUUGGAUCUUUGGUCAUACUAUUUAUAUAUGAGUAAUUUUGUUUCUAAGGAA
This is a messenger RNA of Alnus glutinosa, 1248 nucleotides long. Its product is annotated as BIIDXI-like protein At5g11420. NCBI's taxonomy places the organism in Eukaryota, Viridiplantae, Streptophyta, Magnoliopsida, Fagales, Betulaceae. The coding region runs from base 16 to 1176 and encodes 386 amino acids. Gene Ontology annotation, cellular component: plant-type cell wall. The record is from RefSeq and is a predicted model, not a curated record. The transcript has 3 exons.